Molecule: messenger RNA, 769 nt
Organism: Rhopalosiphum padi (bird cherry-oat aphid)
Lineage: Eukaryota; Metazoa; Arthropoda; Insecta; Hemiptera; Aphididae
Gene: Vkor
Product: vitamin K epoxide reductase complex subunit 1-like protein 1
Exons: 3
Coding region: 38-544 (168 amino acids)
Biological process (GO): vitamin K metabolic process; peptidyl-glutamic acid carboxylation
Molecular function (GO): vitamin-K-epoxide reductase (warfarin-sensitive) activity
Source: RefSeq, a predicted model, not a curated record
UCGAGUGUAUACGAAGGGGUGACACGCUUGCCGAAACAUGGUCCAGCUCGGUACGAUCAACAUGAUCAUCAAGGCGUACGCGUUGAUCGGCUUUUGUGUUUCCGCAUACGCGCUGUACGUGGAAAUCUCACUGGAGAAUGAUCCGGAUUUCGAGCCGCUGUGUGACCUCAGGAAGUACGUCAAAUGUUCUCCAGCAUUUAUUUCACCAUACGCCAAAGGUUUUGGGAUCGUCAGAUACAUAUUCGGGGAAAAUUCCGCUUUCAACGUGCCUAACGGACUCACUGGAAUGUUAUUCUACGUCCUGUCGUUCAUCCUGAGUUGUUCGGACAGGCAUAAAAUCGUAAACGUCCACUACUACCUGGCGAUCAUGUCCAACGUUUCCACGUUUUACUUGGCUUCCGUGUUGGUGUUCAUCGUUCGGGAAUUGUGCUUAGUUUGCUUGACCACAUACUUCAUAAAUGCUAUAAGUCUGUUGUGUGUGUCGUCCAAACGGCGUCAAUUGUUGUCGCUAUCUACGGACCAUAAAUCCUGCAAGGCCGAUUAAAACAUAAUAUAUGUACCUAUACCUAUAUUAUAUAUUUAUAUCUUUAUAAAAUAGCGGAACACGUACCAUAAUAUGUAAUGUCACAGCGUAUAUAAUAUAUUAUAAAAGUAAUAAUUAUCCAAAAUACGCUAAUUUCAUAUUAUGUAUUAUACCUACCAUUAUAAUGUUUUAACAACUGCAGAUACGCAUUGGCGAUUACAUAAAAAUAAAAUACGUUUGUGUUAA